Molecule: messenger RNA, 5052 nt
Organism: Meira miltonrushii
Lineage: Eukaryota; Fungi; Basidiomycota; Exobasidiomycetes; Exobasidiales; Brachybasidiaceae
Exons: 1
Coding region: 226-4764 (1512 amino acids)
Source: RefSeq, a predicted model, not a curated record
CAUUGACAAUUCAACGCGAUCAACAACGCAAAAGCGAGAGGGAAAUCUGAUACAAGUAAUCAAAGGUUGAUCGUGCGAUAGACAAGCAGGCAAAGCGGUGCAUCUCUAUCAAACAUACGCGGGUGUGCAAGAAGAAGAACAAACAUCAAACCUCUCACAAGAUCAAAGCAUUCAUGUUGAUCUCCCUCUAAAGCAAACCUCCCUCCCAUAUCUGAAGAGCUCAAAAUGACGUCCCGGCUGACGUCUUCCUUUGUCAGCCAAGAUGCACAGGAUCCAGAACUUGGAACGCCUUCACGAUCAUUGACCGGUCCAUCAAGAAGAAAGAGUGAAUCACGAGCACAAAGAUUAUCACUUGGCAAACCAUACGCAAGGUCAUCUUUAGGGCCAUCAGGUAAACAAGGCUUCGAUUCUCCAUCCAGCGCACAUACGGUCACACCCAAUCGACAAACGAGUAAACGCUUUGGCAAUGCUACAUCACCAUCCACCACCAUUCGUACGCCCCAGCAAAAUGCGAAUACGCCUUCCAGCAAAAAGGGUGGAUUGCUCUCUGGUUUACGUCAAGCAAUCUUUUCGCGACCUCUAAGUUGGCUUCAAUCGGGCGCUGCUCAGUCUGACUCUUUGCCUACUUCACGCUCAUCGAAUUCAAUUGGAACAGAGGCAGAAAAAGGUGUAGCAGCUCAACGAAAUGCGCAAUCACUCUCUCGCUCUAAUACAUUUGCUACUCAUGAAUUCGGUACAACCUCUUCUCGACCUUCAGCUUUUGUUGCUCCUCCGCCAAGCACGCCUUCACGUUCUCCCUAUCUCGGAAAUACGGUCGGACUUCCAUCACGUAGCGGUCAAUUGGGAUUGUCGGGGAAUGGUUCUGCAAUUCAAGAUACCCCAAAAUCAGCAAAUGCUCAUCGAUCUCCUUCGCCUGCUCGUUCUUCGGCCAGUGCAAUCAUUCGAUCUCAUGGUCGUCAACGUCUUUCGGUGGAACCAUCAAAUGCAUCAAGGUACGGCGUGGCAAGUUCCGCAAGUUUACUUGGUACGCCUGGGUAUAGAAGAUCAGGAUCGCAAAGGGGAGAUGGAAGCGUUGCAAGCGGCGGAAGUGCUUCUCAGGCGCACAGUAGCGCUUCCUUUGCUUAUGGAUUCGGAUCUGAACGUCGAUUAGGAGGCUUGACAACAUCUGCAAGUUUGUAUGGCGGUGCAGGCUCGGCAUCCCAUUCUCCUCUUGCUUCAACCUCGUACAAUCGUCUGCCUUCUCGUUCUCCAUUUGCGAUUCAACAGAGACGUAGUCUGGGUGGCUCAGCAGCAGCUAGUGAGAUGGGCAGUUUGCAUGGGAGAGCUUCUCCUGGCGUAAGACAAAGUGGACAAGGAUUGAUCACAACACCUGUCAGACCAGUCAGUAUGUUUGGAGGUGAUUUCCAUGGAAGUAGAGCUGGUUCAGUCGCAAAUAGCAGGGCAAGCAGUCGUGGCACCACACCGAAAAGAAGGGAAUGGAGCAGUCUCAAAUUGGCUCCUCCAAGUGUUCGACGUUCAGAAGGAGAAGAAUUGAUGCAAGAAUAUCUUGCGAUGCGUGAUGCAGCAACGAAUAACGACAUGCGUAGUAUCGUUCAUCCUGCUCUGAAUGAUACGAGAAUGGCGGAGGAUGAUCCUAAUGCAAUGUCCAGAGCGACUACACAGAAUGGUUCAUUGAAAAGGGGGGCGAGUAUGAGCAUCGAUGGCGAUUCAAUGAUGAGUGACGCCAAUCCACGAAAGCGUCAAAUGGUAUGGGAUUCCGAAUUGGGCUUUAUAUCGAGACAGGAACAGAUAGCUGCAAGACCUCCGAAACCUACAGCGAACAACGAAGCUGAAAGACUUUUGAACGCUUUGGAGGGUAUGCGUACACCUUUAGGAGAUGCAAGAAGGGAUAGUGCAGCACGUUCAUCACAUCAACCAAUCAAUAUCCCAUUAGCAGUACCUUCAUCGGACUCGUCGAGAAGAAGUGGUGCUGGUGAUUAUGUCAAAGCUGUUUCGCCAUAUGCUCGUGCGAUGCGUAAGCAAAAGAUGCAACAUACUGAUCAACCAGCUUCUGUUGGCUUGCGAUCACGCCUACGGAAAGAGAUCGCAAAGGCCAACUCAGAUGCGAUGUCUGUGGGGUCUGAGGAUCAAGAGGUAGAGAAUUCUGAUGAAGAGGAAUCCGAAGCAAGUGAAGAUGAGGAGGAAGAGGAAGAAGAAGAAAUUGAAGAGCCUCCUAGAAGAAGACAAGCUGGAAAAAGUGCCCCGCAGAAGCCACAAACAACACAGAAGCGGACUGAGGCUCCUGUACAGAUGGAAGACGAACCUCGUACAUUGAGAUCAGGCAAAGUCAUCUCCACGCAAGUUUCUCCUCCAAAACGAGCAAGCCAAGUAUCACCUCAACAGGAGAAAGUAGCACCAAUGUCCAGAGCGAGAUUCUCAGUCAGUAAUUCUUCAGCAGCAAACAAGCAACGUGCUGAACGUCAAAAUCCAUUCAGCAGCCCAAAUGCAGCCAAAACAUCCGCCGCAACGGCAGAUGCGGCAAAAGCAGCUGUACCGUCGAGGGACAAAUUUAGUAUCAAGAUGGAUGAUGCCGGAAGCAGUACCGAUUCUUCCGAGAACAGAAGAAGUUCUUCACUAAGACAAGGCGCUGAAAAGACUAGCAGAUCACAUACACGUUCUGGUCGUGUUGGAAUUGAUGAUGACGAUGAUGAUGCUAUGGAAGAUUCGCCGAGUGCUGAGGAAUUGAGCAAGAUCAAAUUGCCCACCAAUCUCUUCCCUCAAGGAUUCUCUUUCUCUUCGGCGCCUAGCACUGCUUCAAGUACAGCUUCAUCACCACAGGUAAAGCCUCUGACAGAACAACCAGCGUCAAACAGUACAGAGGAUGCAAGUAAAGCCGAAGGAUCAUCAUUGCUCAGUAGAAUGGGCGGAUUUGCUGCACCUGAAGCAACUCAGGCAGCACCUGGCUUUUCAUUGUCUUCUCCUUCACCUCCCACUUUCUCGCUUUCGUCACCAAAAGGUGGAAUUCAAACUUCUGCAGCACCGUUGAACAAGCCAGCAUUUUCGUUCCAACCUGCUAUUUCAUCUCCCCUUGCUGGUGGUAGCGGCGCUUCAUCUCCUCAACCUACGAGCUCAUCCGCUUCUCCGGCUCCUUCAUCCAACUUCUUUACUGCUCCAAGUGCUGAAGAGAAAAAGAAACAGGAACAAUCUGCAACACCGCCUGCUGCUGCAGAAGGUCAGAAGCCAAUUCCCAAUUUCUUUGCCUCUUCUUUGGCUAAGUCUAGUACGCCUGCUCCAGAAGCUCCAAAAACGCCUGCUUUUUCGUUUGGGACACCUGCAUCAACUGCGGACACCACGAGUGAUACCUCCAAGCCUGCAUUUAGCUUUGGGAAGCCCGCUGAGAGCACUCCAGCACCGAGCACAACAUCUUUCUCAUUUGGUAAUAAUGCAAGUCAAGCUUCACCUGCUCCUACUCCAUCGAGUACAUCAACUGCACCUGCAUUCUCCUUUGGCGCUCCUGCGGCAUCCAAGCCGGCAGAGACAUCCAAACCAGCUUUCUCGGGCUUUGAAGCUCCCAAAGCAAGUGCACCGUCCGGAUCUUUUUCAGGAUUUGGAACACCAAGCAGUGCUCCCGCCCCAUCCACUGCACCAACACCCUCCUUCAGCUUUGGCGCACCUUCCGCCACUUCAAGCGAAGACGGAAAGAAGAAGAGAGGUCAAGAUGAUGAGAAAGAAGCAGAAGAGCCACAAGCAAAACGCAGCUUUACAGGAUUCGGAGCUCCUGCUGCCAGUCCAGCUCCUGCCGCAUCUACUUCAUCACCUGGAACAUUCACCUUUGGUGCUCCUGCGAGCGGAAGUAAUGAAGAGAAGAAAUCGACUGCGUUUUCGUUCGGUGCAUCUUCACAGCCUUCCAACAAUGAGACCAAGCCCGCUAUGAGCUUUGGAGCACCUUCUCAAGCAUCAAGCACACCAUCAACUACUAACAGCACGGGUGGAUUUGGAGGAUUCGGAAGUGCGGCCUCUUCUGCAUCCCAAGCUGCUAAACCUGCUUUUUCGUUCGGAGCACCGUCCUCGAAUAAUAAUGCACCAUCCACUUCAGCUGGAUCAAGUCCAUUCACAUUCGGUGCAAAGACAGAUACCAAUGCGAGUCAACCAACAAAUAAUGCAGCUGCAGGUGGCACAUUUGCAUUCGGCCAAGCAGGCAAUACGGGUAGUACGUCAUUUGGUCAGCAAAGCAGCACGCCUUUUGGAAGUCAAAAUAAUAGUCGACAACAAUCACCAGCGCCUACACCAUUCACGUUUGGUGCCCCAGCUGCACAACAGAAUGGAACGAGCAACACAGGAUUUGGUGGAUUUGGGCAACAAACAGCACCUUCAUCCGGAGCGACUCCUUCAUUCAAUUUUGGCGCAGGAGCGCAAAGCAAUCCUACACAACCCCAAAGCAGUGCAGGAGGAAGCAAUGGGAUGUCGUUUUCAUUUUCGAUGCCGAUGUCCAAUGCUACUUCAAAUGCACCAUCUUUCGGUGGUGGAAGUCAAAUGAAUGGUGCUACGGGCACACCGGGCACACCACCAGCGUUUGUGUUUGGUGCACCCAGCACCGGAAAUCAAAACGGACCUGCAACUCCCACCACACCUGGAGGAGCAGGAGGUUUUAAUUUUGGUGCAGCAAAUCCAGCACCUAGCGGAAUGGGAGGAGGAGGUUCCUUGUUCAAUAUUGGUGCUCCAUCAUCCAAUGCGCCGGCAGGUAAUCGACCUGUUCGUGGUAUGCCAAGCAGACGGAAGAAAUAACAAAUUAUGCUAAAGACUGGGAUUCAUACAGAUACCUUUCUACUUUGUCGGAUCUUGUAAGCAGAGACGAUUGCAGAUGUACAACAACGUUUAAAUAUUGAAAGAGUUUGAAUCAUGUUCGUUUCGUGUUUGCGCUUUCCACGUUGGAUGACGGCGUCUUUGUUUUUGCCCUUGAUUUCCUAUCAUUCAAGCGCUUGAGUUUUUGGAUUUGUUCUUCAGUUGCCUCUUUCUUUUUCACCAAUACUCUUAAUUGAAUAAUAUCUUGCUAUGAUUUGGUCAUGAAACCAG